GCAAUCGACGUUUCCCUUCUGCUUCAUCCUUACUCAAAGCCCACAAAACAGGAGGAAAAAAAAAAAAAAAAGUACGAACGUCGCUAAUCGCCUCCAACCCUUUGCGCCAGAUUUGGUGGGGGGCGAUCCAGCGGAUUCUAGAAGGCUUGCAUUUUGUCGACUUAAUUCCUUCAAAUUGAAACAGUCGCACCCAUUGAAUCUUUCGCCGUUAUUGACAAAGAUUUAGCGGUGAAAAUAACUUCUACACUUUCCGAUUAAUCUAUGUUUGGAAAUGCAGUGGCAGUUCCUGCCAAUAGUCCCCAUUUAAGAAAGUCUGGAAGCAGACCUGUAGUAUCUGAUUUGGAAUAUUUGUCUGGCACUGAUGCAGGAAAUGGUGUGGACGAAACUCCCUUGCAUUCAAGGGAGGCAGAUGAUUUGAAGAGUACCAUAUUAACAAUGAAUCCUACAGCCAUAGUUCCAUCUCCUAUUUUGUUAUGGAGAUUCAAGGUUUUCUUGUUCAUCCUCUGGGGUUUAUUUUGUUGCAAGAUUGGCUGGGAUUCUGUUAUGAGAAUGAGUGUAGACUUGCGAGACCUAUUUCUCUACGAGGCAUUUCUGUAUUAUAAUCCUCUUCUUUUGGUGACUAUGAUGGUUUGGUUCUGGGGAAUUAACUUAUGGGUUUUUUCCCAAUCGAACGUUAAUCAUGCAAAAAUAUUUGAACUUGAUCAGAAUCAUCUUACACACCGAGAAAUUUGGAAGUGUGCCACAUGGAUGACUAUUGUUGUCCCCACGAGCAUGACAGCGUACCUCUAUCUUUAUUCUCAUGGGGAAGUAUCACUAGCUGCAUCACAACCAGUUCUCUUAUAUGUCGCUGUUGUGAUGAUUUUGGUUUUCCCUUUUGAAAUAUUUUACUUGUCAUCUCGAUAUUUCUUAUUAAGGACUCUUUGGCGAAUAGUUUUCCCGUUGCAGGCAAUUACAUUUGCUGACUUUUUCGUAGCUGAUAUACUGACGUCGAUGUCAAAGGUGUUUUCCGAUUUGGAAAGAUCAGUGUGUCGAAUGAUUCACCGACAGGUUGCCACCAUUGCAUGGUUUGAAGCUGAUUCCGUCUGUGGAAGUCACUCUGUUGCAAUCCCCGUGGUUCUUGUUUUGCCUUAUCUUUUUCGUUUGUUCCAAUGUCUCCGACAAUACAAGGAUACAGGAGAAAAAGCAACACUUUUGAAUGCUCUAAAAUAUUCAACAGCAGUACCGGUCAUUUUUCUUUCUGCCCUUAAAUACCAUGUCUUCCCUGAUAGAUGGACCAACUUUUAUCGGCCCCUUUGGCUGCUGUCUAGUGUUCUAAACUCUUCAUACUCAUUUUACUGGGAUGUCAAACGAGAUUGGGACUUGAGCACUUUCACUCGGAUUUUCAAGUUCAACCGACCGCACUUCUUCUCGCAUCUCUUGUAUGGGCGGAAAUGGGUUUACAUCUGGGUGCUGGGAAGUAAUCUGAUAUUACGGUGUACAUGGACGUAUAAGUUAUCGGCUCAUCUUCGCCACAAUUACCUUACGGUAUUCACUAUCACGGCGUUAGAGAUCUUCCGAAGAUUCCAGUGGAUUUUCUUCCGAGUUGAAAAUGAAUGGAACAAGAUGAACUCGAAGACGAACAUACAAAUUACGUCGAAUCUCCCAACCGAAGAAGACAAGUUACUUAACUCCAGUAACCAUAAUGUUUAAAAUUGUUGAGUGGCAAUUGAUUUUUGCAUUAUUGGGGCAUAUGGUAGGUAUGGUAUUAUGUGGAUGAAUGCCAUUUGUUUUGUCUUGUUUAGUUUUGAAUAAUUGUUGUCAUUAAUCUAUGAGAAGGGUCUCUUUGCCAUCACAGAUGGAUUAGCCUUUUAA
This is a messenger RNA of Cucurbita maxima (winter squash), 1851 nucleotides long. RefSeq names its product SPX and EXS domain-containing protein 1-like. The transcript is spliced from 14 exons. The coding region runs from base 262 to 1689 and encodes 475 amino acids. Gene Ontology annotation, cellular component: membrane; cytoplasm. Lineage: Eukaryota; Viridiplantae; Streptophyta; Magnoliopsida; Cucurbitales; Cucurbitaceae. The record is from RefSeq and is a predicted model, not a curated record.